Molecule: messenger RNA, 774 nt
Organism: Penicillium argentinense
Lineage: Eukaryota; Fungi; Ascomycota; Eurotiomycetes; Eurotiales; Aspergillaceae
Product: sugar transporter
Exons: 2
Coding region: 1-774 (257 amino acids)
Biological process (GO): transmembrane transport; carbohydrate transport
Cellular component (GO): membrane
Molecular function (GO): carbohydrate:proton symporter activity
Source: RefSeq, a predicted model, not a curated record
AUGACCAAAUUCCUGGGUCUUCGAGGCAACCGCCUCAAUUUGGUGGCUUUGUUCGGCGUGAUGAUGCCCUCAAUUGUGUCUCUGGGCUACAAUCAAUCCCUGCUUGGAGGGGUUUUGACACUACAGGCUUUUGAAGAUCAAUUCCCAGAAAUCAGCGUGGUCGACGCUACACCGCAAGAAAAGAGUCGCACUUCGACCAUUCAAGGUACCGUGGUGGCCCUCUACGCGGUAGGUGGUCUUUUCGGUGCUAUCAGCUGCAUUGGCUUAGGCGAUUUGUUCGGUCGUCGUCGAGUGAUCAUGAUCGCUUCGGUGAUUCAACUGAUCGGGGCCAUCUUGACCACGAGCGCGUUCGCGUUCGCACACCUCAUUGUGUCUCGCCUCAUCCUCGGCCUGGGCACCGGUGGCUUGAUGGCCACCGCGCCUGUCUGGCUGUCCGAACUUUCAUCGACCGAAAGACGCGGAAUGAACGUGUCGAGCUCGGGGUUGUUUGCGGGCCUGGGGGCCACGAUCGCUCUCUUCGUGGACUUUGGUAUGUCCUUCGCACCUGGAAGUGUGGGCUGGCGCUUUCCGGCCGCGGUCCCUGUGUUGCUGUCACUGAUUAUUCUGGGGUUCAUCUAUUUCUUACCAGAGUCUCCUCGGUGGUUGAUUCGCAAGGAUCGCAUCGCGGAAGCUCGUGAAAUCCUGACAGCUCUGGAUGGUAUGAGCAUCGGCAAUGGGAAAAUUGAGGGCGAGAUCCAAGAGCUGGUCAUUCUGGCGAUUGUGCUGAAAGUGUAG